CAAUUUGAUGCUCUUUUUGGUUUUAACUGUUUAUUCAAGUGCUCGGUCAUAGUCAUUAAGACCUGUUCCAGAGUUGUGGGGAAACCCAAAAUGGAGGAAGCCAUGGAAUUCCUCUCAGAGCUCUCAAACACAUUGGCGAGAAAACCCACUUUCCUCUGGAAAGGGGAGGAUUGUGGUUUUCUUAGUUCAAUGAUUAUCAUUUUUCUCUGACUUCUAUUAGAUCAUGCUUUCUAGAGGCAGAUCCUCACAGCUCAUGAUUGCUCUUCUGAACAAGCAGGAAUGUUGCUUUUGGAAAAACUAACCAGCUACUGGCAUUUUGAAAAAGAAACUCAGAGAAUGAAAGAAAGAUGUGAUCUACAAACCUGAAUGCAACCUGAAAGAUCCAAAUAGAUGAGCUUGUGACAGCCUUUUCCAGUGCUCAGCACAGGGAUCCCGCAUACUCCAGCUGUGUCUCCUCAGAUCUGUACAACACUGAUUAAGACUAUCCAAAAAUUUCAACCGUUACAGCUGUCACAGAAAAUAGCUGGGGCCAGCUGAAUGUCAGGAUGCAAGUAGUUACUAUUAUACUACUACUACUUCUUUGUAAAGCAUCUGACAGUAGGAAGACAAGGAUUAGGAGUUUGAGAAACAAUGAAAGGGAAAACAUCUUAAGGAGAGCAUCUAGCACUGUUAAGCGCAAUGCCCAAGGCCUACCGUGUGAUAUAUACACUUAUCUUCAUGAGAAAUACCUAGAUUGUCAGGAAAGAAAAUUGAUUUUUGUGGCACCUGAUUGGCCAGAGGAUUUAAAACACAUGCUGCUAGCAAGAAACAGGAUUCGUAAACUGAAGAACAACAUGUUUUCCAAGUACAAAGCACUGAAAAGUCUGGAUUUACAACAGAAUGAUAUAUCAAAAAUUGAGAGCGAGGCUUUUUUCGGUUUGGAUAAACUCACCACACUCUUACUUCAGCAUAACCAAAUUAAGAGUUUAUCUGAGGAGAUUUUUGUUUAUACACCCAGUCUAAACUACCUACGUCUUUAUGAUAAUCCCUGGCAUUGCAACUGUGAACUAGAAGCUCUUGUUACAAUGCUGCAGGUUCCAGCAAACAGGAAUUUGGGAAAUUAUGCCAAGUGUGUGCAUCCAAUAGGACUGAAAAAUCAAAAGCUAAAGCAGAUAAGAGCUGAACAGCUAUGUAGUGAAGAAACCAGGCAGGACCCUCAAAAUAUAAAACGGGAAAAGCCUGCAGAAUUUGAUUCCUCUUCAUGCCACAUGUAUGUGUUUCCUGUACCAACUCUCAACUGCAGAAGAAAAGAUUUAAAGAAAGUUCCAGGUAACAUACCUCCAGAUAUAGUUAAACUUGAUUUGUCCAGCAACAAAAUUAGACAACUACGAGCCAAAGAGUUUGAUGAUGUCAGUGAACUGAAGAUAUUAAACCUAAAUGGUAAUGGAAUAGCCUACAUUGAUCCUGCUGCUUUCUCAGGCCUCAAUAACUUAGAGGAGCUGGAUCUAUCAAACAACAGCUUGCAGAAUUUUGAAUAUGGAGUACUGGAAGAUCUUUACUUUCUAAAAAUACUGUGGCUGAGAGACAACCCUUGGAGAUGUGAUUACAACAUUCAUUAUCUGUUCUACUGGUUGAAGCAUCACUACAAUGUUCACUACAAUGGCCUCGAAUGCAAAAUGCCUGAGGAAUACAAAGGAUGGUCUGUCGGAAAAUAUGUUCGAAGUUAUUAUGAGGAAUGCCCAAAAGACAAGCUGCCCAUUUAUCCAGAAACUUUUGAUCUGGACAAAGAUGAUGAGGAAUGGGAGCGACACAAAGAACAAUCAGUUCAAACAGUAAAGAAGCAUGGUGUAAUUGUCACUGUGAUAGGCUAACAAGGGAAUCCUUCCUUUCUUUUUUUUUUAGUACAUUCAAAUAUUUGAUACUCUGACAAAGAAAAACAUGCUGUUUACAUUUUUUGUUAAUUGUACUGAUUCUUUGUAGGACUAUCUGCCUACAAAGAUUUCUGUUUAUUGCAGUUAAUUACAGAAUGGCAUUAGUUACACAGCAUCCUUCAUCAAGUAAUUGUUUCUGACCAUUUGGUCUGGACAUUCUUGUGAAAUAUUUUGGCAAGUAUUUGAAACUAUAUGGUAGAAAUCGAUAGACACAAAUGUACAUAGUGUGGUGGGGAGGAGCUGUCUUAUGCAUGAACACAGCUUUUGUGCUGUCACGGAACUUGCUGCAGGAUUGUGACCAAGACACAUUUUUCCUGAAUGUAUUGUCAGUCCUUUGUAUCUAUCACUUUCCAGAAGUAUUCCCAGAAAACAUUUCUAAGAUUUUUGUAUCA
Messenger RNA from Pezoporus occidentalis (night parrot), 2302 nucleotides. RefSeq names its product leucine rich repeat containing 17 (gene LRRC17). NCBI's taxonomy places the organism in Eukaryota, Metazoa, Chordata, Aves, Psittaciformes, Psittacidae. Gene Ontology annotation, molecular function: protein binding. The coding region runs from base 546 to 1850 and encodes 434 amino acids. The transcript has 5 exons. The record is from RefSeq and is a predicted model, not a curated record.